CUAGAGUCAAGUAGCAGCAUGCUUUACACCACUGCAUCCAAUGCUUUGCAUUGUACUAGGUGAUUUAUGGCUUGGAUGCAGCUGCUCGGCAAUGGAAACCCAUUCCAUGAAGCUCUGUACGCACUGUUGUUGUGCUAAUCUGAAGAGAAGUUUGAAGGUCUUUAGCUAUUGCAGACAGUUGGUGACUUCUGCGAACUGUGCGCUUCAGCGUGCACUGACCCUGCUCUGUCAUUUUACGUGGCCUACCACUUCAUGGCUGAGUUUCUGUUGUUCCCAGUUGCUUCCACUUUGUUAUAAUACCACUAACAGUUGACCAUGGAAUAUUUAGUAGCAAGGAAAUUUCACGGAUGGACUUAUUGCACAGGUGGCAACUUAUUUCGGUACACACUUGAAUUCACCGAGCUCCUGAGAGCGACCCAUUUUUCACAAAUGUUUGUAGAACCAGUGCUUGAUUUUAUACACUUGUGACCAUGGAGGUGAUUGGAACACCUGAAUCCAAUGAUUUGUAGGGGUGUCCCAAUACUUUUGAUAAUUUAGUGUAUGUA
Messenger RNA from Staurois parvus, 545 nucleotides. The record is from the annotation of a GenBank genome assembly. Lineage: Eukaryota; Metazoa; Chordata; Amphibia; Anura; Ranidae.